Messenger RNA from Maniola jurtina (meadow brown), 5449 nucleotides. Its product is annotated as zinc finger protein 208-like. Lineage: Eukaryota; Metazoa; Arthropoda; Insecta; Lepidoptera; Nymphalidae. Gene Ontology annotation, biological process: regulation of transcription by RNA polymerase II. Gene Ontology annotation, molecular function: chromatin insulator sequence binding; zinc ion binding. The transcript has 7 exons. The record is from RefSeq and is a predicted model, not a curated record. The coding region runs from base 132 to 5423 and encodes 1763 amino acids. Gene Ontology annotation, cellular component: chromosome; nucleus.
UUGGCAUUUCGAUUUUCUUAAGAAACCAAAAUGGCGUGCAUCAAGCAAAUUCGACGCAAAGCGUUAUUUCACUUUUAAAUUGAAAAUAUUGCUUUUAUUUAUAUGUGAUGUGUUAAAAACUUGUAACCAACAUGGAGUUUGACGAAAUUGUGGUAAAAGAGACCCCAGGGUUGUGCCGGUGCUGCCUGUCCGAGGGGUGUUACAAGGAUUUGAGCACCGAAUACACUUGGAUGGAAGAACAAGAAAUUUAUGCCGAUAUGCUAUUGGAAUGCUUUGAUAUUAGUAUAUCCCAACACAUGGAAGGCCCCAACGGCCCAAACCGACUGAUCUGCGAAGUAUGCAUCACACGGCUACGUGAUGCUUGUAACUUCAAGAAGCAAGUACUGGAGUCGGAGAAGAAGUUUGUUGACAUGGUGGGGAGGGGGGAGUUCAAGGCUAGAGCGAUAGCAUACACAGAGCCUAUGAAGUCAGAAAUCAUCUUAGAACUGCAACCAGUUGAUGAAACAGAAGUAGAAUACUUGGACGAUGACAUGGAUUACGAUGAUGGAAACAAAGACGACCCAGAACCCACGGUUUCAGAAGACUUAACAGUAACAGCAUUACCCGUUAAGGGCAAACGGGGGCGACCCAAAAAGACCAUAGUCAAACCGGAGAAGAAGAAACCCAAAACUGAGGAGAAACCCAAAACCAAGAUCGCUAAAGAUGUACAAUGUAACAGACCAGCCGAGAAAUGUAGCGCCAAUAAGCUAAGGAGAUCAAAUCUUCAGAUACUGUUCAACAAUACAUCCAUAAUUCCAUUUAAAUGGCGCGGAAAAUACGUAUGCUUUUACUGUGGAGAAGAUGUUAAAGAAUACGAUGUAUUGAGGCAACAUACCAGAGACCAUGGCCCAUGUUUUGCUGACAAUCGUGCUCUUAGACUAGUAAAAGCAGCAGAUGCUGAAGUCAAAAUUGAUGUAUCAGAAAUAAAUUGCAAUCUAUGCUUUGUAGAUUUACCCAAUUUCGACGAUACAAUUGAUCAUUUGAUGAUAAAACACAACCUAGCAUACAACAAAGAUGUUAAGUUACCAAUAGCACCGUAUAGAUUGUCGGAUUUAAAUUGUCUUUUGUGUGAUCAGAAAUUUAACUACCUAAGCAAAUUAGUUUCGCAUGUAAAUAUGGAUCAUCCAAAUGAGUGUCUUGUCUGCAUUGAAUGUAAACAGAAGUUCAAUAAGAAGAGAGACCUCGAUGCCCAUGUUCGAACUAAACACAGAAAUAUCUAUACGUGUAGGAAGUGUUCAAUAUCUUUUUCUACAAACUCUGAACUUUUGAGCCACAAAAGCAAUUCUCAUCCUUUUCUUUGCAACAUUUGCUUCAAACCUUUUAUGUCACUCACAAAACGUUUACAACAUAUAAAAACAAGUCAUACAGAUGCGGUUCUCAAAUGUGGUUUUUGUUCAAAAUCUUGUAACUCGAAAGCUUUUCUGGAACAUUCUGCCAAAUGCAACGUUGGUUUCAAAGGUUCAAACGAAAUAGUUGUACCUGACGAUGAUAAAAAGCCAUCUGUGAAACAAAUUAGGAAUAACAUAGCGUGUAUUUUGAACAUGUCAACAGUUGUACCGUUCAAGUAUUAUAUGUGUAGGUUUAGAUGUUUCUACUGCCCCAAAGACUUCAACGAAUGCGACGAUCUUAAACAGCACACUGUAAUCGAGCACCCUCUUUGCGACACUAAACUGAAAUCCAUGAAACUUCGCAACAGGCAUGAGGGUGGCAUCAAAGUGGAUAUAUCAUCGCUAUCAUGUAAAAUAUGCUUUGAAAAUUUACAAGACUUGGACACUUUGGUAGAUCACCUGAUUUGUGAACAUAGAAUAAAUUAUGACAAGUCUGUAUCAAUCAAUCUGCUACCAUACAAACUAGCUAAAGAUAAUUUUGCGUGUCCAUAUUGCGGGGAAGUUUAUAGGUAUUUCAGGACAUUGUUAAAUCACGUAGGCAAGAGGCACACGGAUAAUAAAAACAUAUGCGUUCACUGCGGUUUAGCGUUUAGGAAUUUGCCUAAUUUGAGAGCGCAUAUUGCUCGUCGUCACAAAGUUGCUAACUUCAAAUGUGACUUGUGUGAUUUGCAAUUUACAUCCAAUAACUAUUUGCAAACUCACUUAGGUCGCAUUCAUGGGAAUAAAAUUGUACAAUGUUCCGAAUGUAGAGAGAAGUUCACUUCGGUGUACGAGAUGCAGAGGCAUAAAAUCGACGCGCACAGUACAGGACAUAAAUGCACGUAUUGCCACAAACUGUUUACGAGAAACUCGUUCAUGGUCAAUCAUAUACGACGGACGCAUUUGAAAGAGAAGAAUGUCCAGUGCUCGGUUUGCCAAGAAAAAUUCUUCGACGCCCAACACUUGAAAGCGCACAUGGUCAAACAUUAUGGAGAACGGAAUUUCCACUGUGAUGUGUGUGGGAAAAACGAGAAAAAUUUCUUUACAGAUGAAGGCCCGUACGAGUACUGCACAUCUGUGCGGAGACGGAAAAAUUUGCAAACUCUGUUCAACAACACCACGAUAUUGCCUUUCAAAUGGCGCUCAAAGUACCAGUGCUUUUAUUGCGGCAUGACUUACUCCGAAUACCCUGAGUUUAGGAAACAUACGAAAUCCCACGGUCUGUGCAGCACGAGCGAUAACUCUUUAAAACGCAUCAAGGGAAAUCAUAUAGAGUUAAAAAUCGAUAUAUCGAAAAUCGACUGCGAAGUUUGUUACGAACCGUUCACAAAUUUCGACGAAAUAAUCGACCAUUUGAUAGGCAAACACGGUUUGGAAUACGAUAAAACUGUAGACACACCAUUCCAGGAAUACAGACUGGCCGACGGCAGAUGCAAUUUAUGCGAUCAACAAUUCACAUAUUUCGGGAAUCUAAUAACGCACACUAACAUUGCACACCCGAAAAAUAACUUCAUUUGCGACAAUUGUGGGUUAAAAUUCAACAAGAAGAGAGACUUGGCUGCUCAUUUAAGGAAUUACCAUAGAGACGGAGGGUAUCGUUGCGAGGAGUGCUCAGAGGUCUUCCCUACCAGUUCGCUUUUGACUGGACAUAAAAAUAAUUUCCAUUUUCGAAGAUGCAAACUAUGUAACGCUCGCUUUCCGUCCUAUACGUUAUUACAGAAGCAUAAAGAACGCGACCACCCAGACGAUAGCAGUCAAAACCCCUGCCCCUACUGUCCAAAACAAUGCAAAAGUACAGCAAGCUUGAAACAACAUCUCAGAAACUGCAAGAUGAAAAAUGUUAAAGCCACCAUUCCGGCGUUCCCAGAAGAAACCGUGCAACCGAAGAAGAAAAGGGACAUAAUGCAGAUCAGAAAGAACAUACAAUGCAUUUUGAAUAUGUCGACGGCUAUACCCUUUCGAUUUUUCUCGAGAUUCUCCUGCUUCCAUUGCUCGAAGAACUUCGUUGAAUUCGACGAACUAAAAUCCCAUGUGGUGGCAGAACACCCUGUUUGCGAUUUGAAAGAUAAAAGCAUGAAGAAAUGCAAAGGGGAAAGAAUAACCGUCAAAAUUGACAUUUCCACGUUAUCCUGCAAAGUUUGCUACGAGCGUUUAGAUAAUUUGGAUGAUUUAAUAGAUCAUUUGAUUACCAAACACAACGCGUCGUACGACAAAUCUAUAACGGAGUGUUUUGAUGCGUUCAAAAUAAUCAAAGACAACAUACCUUGCAACAUAUGCUCGGACGUUUUCCGAUACUUCAGCAGUCUUUUGCGACAUAUAAACUCUGAGCAUAGCAACAAUAAUAAGAUAUGCGAUUACUGUGGACGCAGUUUUAAAAACGUUGCUAAUUUGAACGUGCAUAUUACCUACGCACAUACGGGAGCUUGCGAAUGUGAAGUUUGCGGUGCGAAGUAUAAAAACCAGUGGUGUUUAGGACGGCAUAAAGCAAAGAGUCACAACGCUAAAGAUUUCCAAUGCACUAAAUGCGAUGAGCGUUUCCAAUCUCAGUACCACAAACAAAAACACAUGAUCAAAGCGCACGAAAUUGGACACAAGUGUACGUAUUGUGGAAAAAUGUUCACAAGGAACUCCUUCAUGAAAGACCAUAUAAGACGGACUCAUUUGAAGGAAAAAAAUGUUCCAUGUUCCGUUUGCAAUGAAAAAUUCUUCGAUAAUUAUCUGCUAAGGCUGCAUAUGGUUAAGCAUAAAGGCGAGAGGAAUUUUAGCUGUGAAGUCUGUGGGAAGGCUUUCCUGAGACGGAGUGCGAAAUUAUACACUAAGGAGGACAAAUGUAAGAAAACAGAGAUGGUACGUAAACUGUUAGUGAAACGACGAAACGUUGAGUACGUCUUGGAAUACAGUAAUGUAACCCCCUUCAUGUGGUACAAGGGGAAGUAUAGGUGCUUCUAUUGCGCGGAGCCUAUGAAAGACCCCGUCACUUUGAGGGAGCAUACGACCUUGAUGCACCAAAACUCCAAUCUGGAGCUGGUCGUUUUUGACAGAACGAAAAACAACAGGAACAGAGACGCGGCUGUCAAAAUCGACGUGACAGACAUAUGCUGUAAACUUUGCCCUCAAGCUGUAAACAGCUUAGAACAGCUAAUCAACCAUUUGAUAAUAGCUCACGACGCUGAAUACGACGUCAGCGUUCCGAACUGUCUGCUCCCCUUCAAACUCAAUAAAGACCAACCCUCUUGCCCCAUUUGCAAUAUAAAUUUCGUUUUCUUCGAGUACCUUCUACGUCAUGCGAAUAAACACCAUUUGGCUCAUGAUUACAUAUGUGACGUGUGUGGCACCAGUUUCCAGGGCGAGAAUCAUUUGAAAAUGCACAACAGAUACUAUCAUAGGGAAGGGGGUUAUACCUGUGAUCAUUGUGGCAUUAAUUUGGCCACGCUAUCCAAGAAAACGCUGCACGAAAAGAAUGUUCACAUGAUGAAUUUAUCCACGUGUCCUCAUUGCCCGGAAACUUUUAAAAGCCCGUAUUUCAAAAAGCUUCAUUUGGCAAACGUGCAUGGAGUUGAGGAGUUAAAAAUCAAAUGCCCGUAUUGCCCUAAAGUUUACCCACAAGAGAGUAUCAUGUCUCGUCAUAUGAGAAGGGUGCAUUUGAGAGAGAAGAAUGUGGAAUGCCAGAUUUGUGGCGACAAAUUCUUCAGCCCGUACGAUGUUAAACUACACAUGUUGAAACAUAAUGGGGAUAAGAAAUUCGUUUGCUCCGUUUGUGGAAAAAAGUUCUCGAAGAAAAGCAAUUUGAAUUCUCAUUCCUUGACUCAUACGGGACAGAAGAAGUAUAUUUGCACGGUUUGUGGGAAGGAGUUCGCUCAUCGGCCAAAUCUGAGGAUACAUUUCAAAUCUUGUCAUCCUCAAUAUGUCACUGAGCGAGUUGUUAGUGUUCUUGACGAUAUAGAUGAUGGGGAGUUGGUAGAAAUAACUAAAUUAGAAUUGGACAGGGAACUUGAACCGGCAGAGGAAACUGUUUAAAUAGGUACUAGUAGAAUUUGGCAAAG